Siniperca chuatsi (mandarin fish) is the source of this 852-nucleotide messenger RNA. Its product is annotated as eukaryotic translation initiation factor 4E-binding protein 1-like. The record is from RefSeq and is a predicted model, not a curated record. NCBI's taxonomy places the organism in Eukaryota, Metazoa, Chordata, Actinopteri, Centrarchiformes, Sinipercidae. Gene Ontology annotation, biological process: negative regulation of translational initiation. The transcript has 3 exons. Gene Ontology annotation, molecular function: eukaryotic initiation factor 4E binding. Bases 180 to 530 code for a protein of 116 amino acids. Gene Ontology annotation, cellular component: cytoplasm.
UGAAGGAGGUUCCUGGGUUGUUUUGGAAGUGCUCGGACCACGUGGAGACGCAAGGUAACUUUUCCGUGAUCUGACUGUAGCUUUAUAACGUCCACACUGUACGCCACACUCACUUGACGCAACUUUCCCCGCCUGUGGUGUUUUGAGUUGCACAAACAGUCGACCCAGUGUUGUGAGAAAUGUCAGCGGGAGGUCAGACCACCAGCAGCCGGGAUAUCCCGGCCGUCAGGCGGAUCACCAUCCACGAUUCUGCUCACAUGCCCCAGGACUACUCCACGACUCCCGGAGGGACUCUGUUCAGCACUACGCCAGGAGGUACCAAAAUCAUCUACGACAGGAAGUUCCUCCUGCAGUGUCGGACGUCUCCUCUGACUCGUACGCCUCCCAACCUGCCUGACAUCCCAGGAGUCACCAGGCCGCUCAAACCCAACUCCUCCAGCAACACAAACCAGCCUGAACAGACUCCCAGCAAUACCAACCUGCAUACAGAGGAGAGUGCAGAAGAUCCCCAGUUUGAAAUGGACAUCUGAAGAGAGUCAGCUACAAGGAUAAAAGUGAUUCCCAACAUUGUCAUUGCUUUUUUGUUUACUGGGAUAAAAAAAAUCAAUUGAAAUGUGAAACCUAGUCUUACUAAAUGUAAUCCACUUUCAGAUUUGUUCUGAAAACAAGAUGUUUUGCUAUUUUUGUAAUGCUUAAUAUGUGUUAAAAUGUUGUACUCUUAUGAAACAACACUAACUGAUGCAUAAAAUUGUUUCUUUACUUUGAUGGCACUUGACUUUGUAUGACUUGACAUAUUUGACAAGUAAGUCAAAGUCUUUUUAAAAUUAAACCAUUAAUAAAUAUUUGAUGUGA